Messenger RNA from Arvicanthis niloticus (Nile rat), 1894 nucleotides. It is a transcript of the gene Qpct, whose product is annotated as glutaminyl-peptide cyclotransferase. Lineage: Eukaryota; Metazoa; Chordata; Mammalia; Rodentia; Muridae. The record is from RefSeq and is a predicted model, not a curated record. Gene Ontology annotation, molecular function: glutaminyl-peptide cyclotransferase activity; zinc ion binding.
GCCUGCCUGCCUGCCUUCCUUCCUUCCUUCCUUCCUUCCUUCCUUCCUUCCUUCCUUCCUUCCACCCAUCCUUUCUAAAAUAAGGAAGUGGCUUUGUUUGUUCCUUGAAUUCCAAAGCUCGUGUCACCCAGGGAAGCCCAGUGUCCUGGCUUGCAGGCUUCUAGGAGAAAAGGACUGCUGGUUUGUGCUUGCUCAGCGGGAGGCCACAGGAGGCGACUGGGAGGCAGACACUGUCAAUCCAGGGGUGGAGAAGGGAGAAGGCAGGGCGACUGGCGCGCGUUCCCGAGCUCGUGACCGCCGGCGGCCCCGGGAAUCCGCGCCCACACACUCUUGCAGAGAUGGCAGGCGGUGAAGACCGGCGCGUCGUGGGCACCCUCCACCUGCUGCUGGCGACCGUCCUGUCCCUGACAGCCGGGAAUCUGAGUCCGGUCUCUGCUGCCUGGACGCAGGAGAAGAACCGCCACCAACCAGUACAUUUGAAUUCUUCAUCUCUUCGGCAAGUUGCAGAAGGCACCAGCAUUUCUGAAAUGUGGCAAAACGACCUGAGACCAUUGCUGAUAGAACGAUAUCCCGGAUCACCAGGGAGCUAUUCUGCUCGUCAGCAUAUCAUGCAGCGGAUUCAGAGGCUUCAGGCUGAGUGGGUUGUGGAAGUCGACACCUUCUUGAGUAGGACGCCCUACGGAUACCGGUCCUUCUCAAACAUCAUCAGCACUCUCAAUCCAGAAGCGAAACGACACCUGGUCCUUGCCUGCCACUAUGACUCCAAAUAUUUUCCUCGAUGGGACAGCAGAGUGUUCGUGGGAGCCACUGAUUCAGCCGUGCCGUGUGCAAUGAUGCUGGAACUUGCUCGUGCCUUAGACAAGAAACUCCAUACCUUGAAGGAUGUCUCUGGUUCCAAGCCAGAUCUCUCACUCCGGCUAAUUUUCUUUGAUGGUGAAGAGGCUUUUCAUCACUGGUCUCCUCAAGAUUCUCUGUAUGGGUCUCGGCACUUAGCUCAGAAGAUGGCAUCAAGCCCUCACCCUCCUGGAUCAAGAGGCACCAACCAACUGGAUGGCAUGGAUCUGUUGGUCUUACUAGAUUUAAUUGGAGCGGCAAAUCCAACAUUUCCUAAUUUUUUCCCCAAGACCACCAGAUGGUUUAAUAGACUUCAAGCAAUUGAAAAGGAACUCUAUGAAUUGGGUUUACUCAAGGAUCAUUCUUUGGAGAGGAAGUAUUUUCAAAAUUUUGGUUAUGGAAAUAUUAUCCAAGAUGACCACAUUCCAUUUUUAAGAAAAGGUGUCCCAGUUCUUCACCUGAUAGCUUCUCCUUUCCCUGAAGUCUGGCACACCAUGGAUGACAAUGAAGAAAAUCUGCAUGCGCCAACCAUCGACAAUCUCAACAAAAUCAUUCAGGUCUUUGUGUUGGAAUAUCUUCACUUGUAAUAUUUGAAUUUAGUGUCUGGUAAUUGCUUCCACAGAAACUUCAAGACAUCAUUUAAACAAUCUGAUUCCAGAUAAAUGUGUGUAGACUUCUGUCCUAUAGAUUCAUUCUGUAGGUGUCUUCGAAUAUGUGAUUAGCAAAUUGUAGAAUUCUGUGAUGCCUUCACUAAUUUUCCUCUAGAGACAAGAAAGAAACAUGUAAAAAAAUAAAAAAUAAUUUUUGAAACUUUUGGAUGAAAACUUUAAAAUGACAUUAGAUCCACUUACCGAUGUCAUAGAGUUGUAAACAAUACUUAAACACAAUGAUGUUGUAUAGUGGUAGUUUUAUAUGUGACAUUAUCAUUGUAUAGUGUGCUAUAUAAUGUGUAAUGAAACACAGGCAUGUACUUGGACAGUCCUUAAGUUUCUUUAAAAAAAAAAAAAAAAAAGCUUUGUGGAGUUUAUUUCAUGGAAAUUAAAGUCUGCAUUAAAUUGUA